Molecule: messenger RNA, 360 nt
Organism: Sclerotinia sclerotiorum 1980 UF-70
Lineage: Eukaryota; Fungi; Ascomycota; Leotiomycetes; Helotiales; Sclerotiniaceae
Exons: 5
Coding region: 1-360 (119 amino acids)
Source: RefSeq, a predicted model, not a curated record
AUGCCCUCCCUGAACCAAGCUUUGCUCUCCAAGACAGACCAUAGUACACAUUGUCCUUGGAAAGGUGAUGCGUCUUACUACACCAUUACAUUUGACAAAACCGAGUUGAAAAAUGCAGCAUGGUACUAUCCGACCCCGUUCGAGAAGGCUCAAAAUAUCAAGGAUUAUGUUGCUUUCUCAUAUUUCAGACCAUCAAUGGCAUUCUCGUACUUUGCUAGAAAGCGUAUUAUUUGCUCUGCUCCAAUCCCACAACAUAAUGCGAAGCAGCACGGAGGUCGUGUCUGUGGAAUUUCUCCUAUAUUCUCCACCGGAAGCUGCGCUGUUAACCUUCGUACCAAACAAACCGUUACCAACUUCUGA